CUCCCCGGGUCGCGACGAACGCCCAGGCGGCGUCCGUAGCGCCGCGCUUAACGGCCCCUUUCGCGGCGUUUGCAGCGGCUGCCGUAAAGCGGAGCCGCCGUGGCAGCCGGGGCGGGAGAAAAUAAGAUUAUCUACUUAUCUAAAAAGAUGAAAUCAACUGGGUUACUAUCAGAAGACAAUCAAGUGAGCACCAGAGACCAAUGAGCAGAAUCAAUAAGAACGUGAUUUUGUUCCUUUUAAUUUUGACAAGUUCUGCAUUUCUGCUGUUUCAGUUAUAUUACUACAAGAACUAUUUAUCAACAAAGAAUGGAGCUGGCUUAUCAAAAUCCAAAGGAAGCAGAAUUGGAUUUGAUAGCACACAAUGGCGUGCAGUUAAAAAAUUUAUUAUGGUAACAUCCAGCCAAAAUGUACCAAUAUUUCUUAUUGAUCCUUUGAUUUUGGAAUUGAUUAAUAAAAACUUUGAACAUGUAAAAAACUCUUCUCAUGACUCCACUUCAGAAUGCAAGUUUUUCUGUGGUCCAAGGGACUUUACUGCAUUUGCACUUCAGUAUCACCUAUGGAAGAAUGAGGAAAGUUGGUUUCAGAUAGCUGAAAAUAUGGGGUUCCAAUGCCUAAAGAUUGAGAGCAAAGAUCCUCGUUUAGAUGGAAUAGAUUCACUUUCUGGAACAGAGAUUCCCCUACACUACAUCUGCAGAUUGGCCACUCAUGCCAUCCACUUGGUGGUGUUUCAUGAGAGGAGUGGCAACUACCUCUGGCAUGGCCAUCUACGACUCAAAGGGCACAUUGAUAGGAAAUUUGUUCCUUUUCGAAAGUUACAGUUUGGUCGCUUCCCUGGAGCUUUUGAUAGGCCAAUAUUACAGCCACUAACUGUUGAUGGUCUAGAAGUUCUCGUCCCAAAAGAUUCAAUGCGCUUUCUAGAAGAAAUACCACACUCUAGGUUUAUUGAGUGCAGGUAUAAAGAAGCUCGAGCAUUCUUUCAGCAGUACCUUGAUGAUAAUACUGUGGAAGCUAUGGCCUUUAGGAAGAGUGCUAAGGAAUUGUUACAACUAGCAGCCAAAACUUUAAACAACUUGGGAGUACAGUUUUGGCUGAGCAGUGGAACUUGUUUAGGGUGGUAUCGACAAUGCAACAUUAUUCCUUAUAGUAAAGAUGUUGACUUAGGAAUUUUUAUACAAGAUUACAAAUCUGAUAUUAUUUCAGCAUUUCAGAAUGCAGGACUUCCACUCAAACAUAAAUUUGGGAAGGUGGAAGAUAGCUUGGAACUCUCUUUCCUGGGAAAAGAUGAUAUAAAACUUGAUGUUUUUUUCUUCUAUGAAGAAUCUGACCAUAUAUGGAAUGGAGGCACUCAAGCCAAAACAGGAAAAAAAUUUAAAUACUUGUUUCCUAAGUUUACACUAUGCUGGACUGAGUUUUUAGAUAUGAAGGUUCAUGUGCCCUGUGAAACCACUGAAUACAUUGAAGCCAACUAUGGUAAGACCUGGAAGAUUCCUGUGAAGACAUGGGACUGGAAGAAUUCUCCCCCCAAUGUGCAGCCUAAUGGAGUCUGGCCUAUUUCUGACUGGGAUGAGGUUAUCCAGUUAUAUUAAGAUAUUAAAUUGAAAUAAUAGAAUGAAUUUUCCUCCUGGGAGAUAGAUAACUUUAUGAAAAAGAUUUUGAGUCUAUCUUUUUUAAAACAUGGAAAAAAUAAA
This is a messenger RNA of Suncus etruscus (white-toothed pygmy shrew), 1688 nucleotides long. RefSeq names its product fukutin (gene FKTN). The coding region runs from base 201 to 1586 and encodes 461 amino acids. The record is from RefSeq and is a predicted model, not a curated record. Gene Ontology annotation, cellular component: Golgi membrane. The transcript is spliced from 10 exons. Lineage: Eukaryota; Metazoa; Chordata; Mammalia; Eulipotyphla; Soricidae.